Messenger RNA from Penicillium canariense, 1176 nucleotides. RefSeq lists its product as uncharacterized. Bases 1 to 1176 code for a protein of 391 amino acids. The transcript is spliced from 6 exons. The record is from RefSeq and is a predicted model, not a curated record. Lineage: Eukaryota; Fungi; Ascomycota; Eurotiomycetes; Eurotiales; Aspergillaceae.
AUGUCGCGCGGGGAUUCAAGCUCACACUAUUCACCUUCUCAUCACAGGUGCCAAUCCAAUCUGCUUCCAGCCCCAGGCCCGUUUCCAGACGUUGACCUUCUCUCCUCGGUGUUUGACUCAGUACACGCGCCGGGCUUCCAACUACAAGGCGCUUUCCCUUGCUCGGACGCCUCUUGGCCCUUUCAUAGCCCUGUGCAAAGCCUAGAAAACGACUCGCAGUCCAAGCGAGCAUUUCCGUCUUCACUCCAGUCACAUAGUUCGACCCUUUCCUUGAAUUCGAGCGUCAGCCUUACUGGUACCAUUCUCGACCUGGAUACGCCACUCUCGGGUCACGAAUCCGAGCAAUUUUUCGACAGUGUCAAUUGUGAAGAGCAGUUGACGGACGAAAAUCCUCAAGGUCUUGGGAUCACAUCAUACCCUAUGUCAGUAGCUUCAGGCGCAUACUUCGCGGGCCCGAUGCAGCCAAACAACAAUCCUUAUAUUUGGGGUAACCGCCCAUUUCAACCGCUGCAGUCGCCACCUGGCCAUAUGAACCAGCAGUUCCCGCCUUCGCAACCAUACCCAUCAUCAGGAUUUCCUGUCGGUUAUAAUGGUCAGCCAAGCGGGUCAUUACCUAGCUAUCACCAAGACGCGUCGGCACCGCCUUCAUACUUACCUGGAGCGCACGGGGGCUCCGCUCGACUUCAGCAAUCUCGAAGUCCACCGGCGCUGUCAAUGGCUCGUCCAUUUCACCCUCAGCCAAACCCUGCUGCUUUACCUGACCAAUCUCUUAUGACCUCUUCUCCCCCCUAUAUGAUGAACCAACCCGCCUACUACCUCCCCGAAGCACCUCCAAUUCCAUCCACUCAUCCGUCCUCUAUGAGCUUGCAAGCCUCAUCGAUGGUCGCCGAACCUGUAUUCUCCUCCCCCGACUCAAUAGCGACAGGGGAUUCCAAAGAACGCCCCCUGCGCGUGCUCAGUUCGCGACCUCGGCCACAAUGCUGGGACCACGGCUGCAACGGUCGCGAGUUCUCAACAUUCAGCAAUCUGCUGCGACACCAACGUGAGAAGUCCGGAGUCGUCGCGAAGGCAGAGUGCCCCGUCUGCGGAGCGGUGUUCACCCGUACGACGGCGCGAAACAUCCACGUGGCACAGGGCAAGUGUAAGGGUCCAGGGCGAGAAUCAUCGACAGAAUAA